Gastrolobium bilobum is the source of this 2238-nucleotide messenger RNA. RefSeq names its product homeobox-leucine zipper protein ANTHOCYANINLESS 2-like. NCBI's taxonomy places the organism in Eukaryota, Viridiplantae, Streptophyta, Magnoliopsida, Fabales, Fabaceae. The transcript is spliced from 8 exons. Gene Ontology annotation, molecular function: lipid binding; DNA binding. The record is from RefSeq and is a predicted model, not a curated record. The coding region runs from base 1 to 2238 and encodes 745 amino acids.
AUGGAGGGUCAUGAUCAGAUGGAUCUUAUUGGAGAAAAUUUUGAGAAUGGUUUGAUGGGGAGGAUGAGGGAUGAUGAGAAUGACAGCAGGUCUGGAAGUGAUAAUUUUGAAGGUGGAUCUGGUGAUGAUCAAGAUGCUGGUGAUAACACCCCACAGAGGAAGAAAAAAUAUCAUAGACACACUCCUCAACAAAUUCAGCAGCUUGAAUCUUUCUUCAAGGAUUGUCCUCAUCCUGAUGAGAAGCAAAGAUCAGAUCUUGGUAAGAAGCUUGGUUUGGAGAAUAAGCAAAUCAAGUUCUGGUUCCAGAAUCGGCGAACCCAAAUGAAGGCACAACUGGAACGCCAUGAGAACAUGAUUCUUAAGCAGGAAAAUGACAAGCUCCGAGCUGAGAACACCAUGAUGAGGGAAGCUAUUGAAAAUCCAAUAUGUAACAACUGUGGUGGACAUGCCAUUCCUGGCCAAAUUUCAAUGGAGGAGCACCAGAUGAGAAUUGAAAAUGCUCGACUGCAGGAUGAACUUAACAGAGUCUCUGCCUUAACAAACAAGUUCUUUGGCGGGCCGGUCUCACGGUUGGCCAGUCCCAUUGCUAUGCCAACCCCAAAUUCUGGUCUCAACCUCUCUAUUGGAAGGAAUGCAAUUGGUGGUUCAAGCAACUUUGCCAUGCCCUUGCCAAUGGGACUUGAUUUGGGAGAAGGAGUUUUGGGCAAUCCACCACCACCUCCUCUUCCAAUGUCUGGGAUUCGACCACCAAUGGGAAACGGAGUCCAGAUUGAUCCAUCUAUGCUUGCUAAUCUUGCAGCAUCUGCUAUGGAUGAAUUAAUUGGGAUGGCUCAGAUAGAUAACUCUCUUUGGAUUAAGAGUUCAGAUGGAGGGAAGGAAGUACUGAACCAUGAGGAGUAUGCGAGGAUGUCUUCUAUCUAUAAUGGUACUAAACCCAUUGGUUAUGCAACUGAAGCUACAAGAGAAACUGGGGUAGUACUAAUUAACAGUUUGGCCCUUGUGGACUCAUUGAUGGAUGUGGAUCUUUGGUCGGAGAUGUUUCCAUCUAUGAUUGCCAGAGCUGUCACCCUGGGAGUAAUUUUUAGUGUGGCUGGAACCAGGAAUGGUACUUUGCAACUGAUGAAUGCUGAGCUUCAAUUGGUUUCUCCACUGGUACCUGUUCGUCAAGUGAAUUUCCUCAGGUAUUGCAAGCAGCAUGCAGUAGGUAUAUGGGUUGUGGUUGAUCUUUCGGUUGACAUUGGUCGCAAUGCUACCAAUUCAUACCCAAUCAUGAGCUGUAGGAAGCUUCCUUCGGGCUGUAUUGUGCAGGAUAUGUCCAAUGGUUUAACCAAGAUUACAUGGAUUGAUCAUUCCCAGUAUGAUGAGAGUGUUAUCCCCCAACUCUAUCGCCCAUUGGUUAGUUCAGGCAUUGGAUUUGGUGCUCAGAGAUGGAUUGCCACUCUCCAAAGGCAGUGUCAAUGCUUGGCAAUCCUCUCUUCCCCUUCCAUCCGAGCUGAGAACACUAAAGCCCUAGUAGGCCAACCCGGCAUGAAAAGCUUACUGAAGCUCACGCAACGCAUGACAGAAUGCUUCUGUUCUGGGAUUUGUUCUUCGUCUAUACGCAAGUGGGAGAUCAUUCCUCUUGCAACAAUUGCUGAUGACAUGAAACUGAUGACCCGGAAAAAUGUGGAUGAUCCAGGUGAGGCUCUCGGCAUUAUGCUGAGUGUUGCAACUUCUGUUUGGAUGCCGGUGUCGAGGCAAAGGCUGUUUGACUUCCUGCGUGAUGCACGGAUGAGAAGGCAUUGGGACGACUCGGCCAGUGAUGUUACAGUGAACGAGAUUCACAGUAUUGUUAAAGCGCAAGGACAAGGAAAUUGCAUUUCUAUACUUCGCGCUAAUGUAAGUCAUGCUAAUGACUACGGGAACAGCAUAUAUGUGCAAGAAUCAUGGACUGAUGCCACCGGCUCGAUGAUAGUGUAUAGCCCGAUAAAUGCGCAGGCGUUGAAAGUGGUGGUUAGUGGUGGAGAUUCUGCAUGUGUAAGACUCUUGCCUUCGGGCUUUACGAUUCUUCCAGAUGGUAAUUCAAACAGCGGCAACGGUGACGGUAGUGGCGGCGGUGGAUGUUUGUUAACAGUGGGGAGACAAAUCAUGGUGAAUAAUCUCCCACAAGCUAAGUUCACAGUGGAGUCAGUUACUAGACUUAAUGACACCGUCUCGGGCACCAUACAGAAGAUCAAAGCUGCACUUGGAGUUGCAUGA